Messenger RNA from Spirodela intermedia, 5334 nucleotides. The record is from the annotation of a GenBank genome assembly. NCBI's taxonomy places the organism in Eukaryota, Viridiplantae, Streptophyta, Magnoliopsida, Alismatales, Araceae.
AUGGAGAGGGGUGGAGGACGGCGUGGUGAGGGGGAGGCGGGGACGAGCUCUCAGUCGCCCCCAGCGAGGUUGUUCCCGCUGGCGGCCCAGCCGGAGGUCAUGCGGGCGGCCGAGAAGGACGAGCAGUAUGCCUCCUUCCUGCACGACGCCUGCCGCGACGCCUUCCGGCAUCUCUUCGGUGCUGCCCCGGCUCAAUCUUGGUUUCUUAUUGUUUUAUUCGGUGGUGUUUCCCCUCCUCUAAUGGGAGAGAUUCUUUGGUGAAGGUACCAGGGCCGCUGUAGCGUAUCAGAGCGAGGUUAGCCUCCAAUUCUCUCUAGAUCUCGUCAUCUCUCUCUCUCUCUAUAUCUAUCUAUCUAUCUGCCUAUCGGUCUUUUUUUUGUUUUCGAUCGAGUCCCCUUUUACUUUAGCAUCCGGUUAUCGUUUCUAUAUUUCCAAAUGGGAGAAAUGCUUUGGAAACCGCGAGAAAACCUGGAAAUAGGACUGUGCUCUCAUCGGAUUAGAGCAGUGCAUCUUUGUUACGGGGGUGCGCAUCUUGUUUAGUCUCUUGUAAGCCAUGCAGAUAUCGACUGGAUUUGGAUAACAUGCUCCCCAGAUUAAGGUUCAACUUCCUAGGGGAUUCAAUAUGUUCUAUGAUACUCCUCAUUCUUUCUCAUUGCUAGAAUAGUAUCGAUGGAACAAUUCUCUUUCACACUGGAAAUGUUUUUUUGUGGUUUUCUAUUCAUUAUCCUUGUCGGGAUUAUUUCUAUUUUUGCUUUUAAUUUGCAUCGCAACGUGUGUGAUCUAAAAAGCUCUUUUUAGUAUAAUCUUGCAGACGAAGCUUGUAGGCCAGACACUUUACUAUCUAUUAACAACAGGUUCAGGGCAGCAGACCUUAGGAGAGGAGUACUGUGACAUCACUCAGGUUUGUGCAAAGUAAUUUUCCUCAGAUGAUUUUACUGUUUCAACUCCGUGCCACUCCCUUCACCUGCCUCUAUUCCAGUGAAAAUAUAGCGAGAAAGGUUCCUAGAGAGAGGGAGAGAGAGAGAGACUGCUUUUAGAGGCUGAGCUGACUAAGACAAAGCAGACCUUUCUCGAAGUUCGUGUUUUAAACCUCUAUCUCAGUGACAUGCAAACGUGAAAUUCUUCUGAAUACGAUAAAUAUAGUUCAAGAUCCUCUUCUGCACGAAAUGCCCUCAUAAUUCAUGGGCUAUGAGCGUUUAUUUUUGGUCGGGGGAGGGUACUGAAAGCAGACCUGAAUACUAUCCAGAAAAGGACAGAUGUGACAUUUGAGAAUCGCAGCAGUUCAUGACAUCGAAUCGAUAUUUCCUAUCUGAUGUCCGACAGCAGUGGGACAAAACCUCUCUGAUCUUUUUGGACAGUCAAAACAUGUGUUACAGGCUUUUCGUACUGUGUUCUAUUAGUUUAACAUUUCAUAUGGGUUCUGGAAUCUCUUUGAUGCUACAACAGUUCUAAUGAUCUGUAAUGUCUGUGUCUAGGUUGCAGGUCAACAUUCACUACCUCCAACUCCUGCAAAACGUGCCCUAUUCAUCAUAUAUCAGAGUGCAAUUCCUUAUCUUGCAGAACGAAUAAGGUUCGUUCAUCUAUUGGGCAAUCAUAUAAAUUGUUUUCUUUUUUUGCUCUUUACACAAUCAUUCGCUUCCAUUUGUUUACCAACACCGAAUUACAACCUUAUUGUAGUACAAGGAUGGCAGCCCGAGGGACACUAUUGGCAGAAUCUAUGGAAGGAUUCUAUGGAAGCAGUAAUUUGGAAAGCAGCCAAAUUCAAACUUCUUAUGGUCCUGGAGAUGAUCAUUCAUCUUCCUCCACUGUCACCAUGCCUGUAGCGUUUCUUUUGAAGCUGAGGACAAAGUUCUAUGGAGUUUGGUUGUGGACAGUCCAGAAGUGGCCUUCGGUAUUCAACAAUCUUUUCGUUUUUUCACAAUACAUAAUUUGCAGCUUAUGACCAUGUUGAGGUGAAAACGAGCUUGUGCUGCAAAAAACAGAUUAAUUACCUAAGUACAUUGCAGAAAAGAGGUGUUUAUCCUAACUCUGCCUUGUUUCACAUAAACCUCGAGUGUUAGGACAAACCUGGCCAUUUUCCAGGUCCGUUCCCAGUUCCAUGUUUUUGUGAGGUGAAAUGCCUGUUAUGGACACGCCCUCCUUUUUCUCUAAGAGAUACAAAAAUGAUAGUUCUGCCUUGAGUGUUGGAGCUGUAGGGAUUUUAACUUGUCUAUUGAAUUCAUUCUUACCAUGAUCCUUACAUUUCCUCUUGUCACUUGCCAAAGUUUCAUUUUAAUUUUUUUCUUUUGUGGACUUUCUACUUUUCUAGGCCCUCCCAUAUGUUCGAGAAAUCCUACAGUUAGUUCUUCGCACCAACCUUAUGUUUUUCUACUUUGAAGGUGAUUUUAAUUCUACAGAUCCUUUAUGUCAAAUACUUAUCUUCAACUUGUAUCUUAGUCUGUUUGCUCUCACUACCAAUUUUUAUAAGACUCAUGCAUGGACACAUGGAGAAUCCAGAUUUUGUAGCAUAUUUCUAUACUGAAUGAUUCACUAUCCUUUUUCAUUGAAUUUCCCAGGUCUGUAUUAUCAUAUAUCUAAACGAGCGGCAGGAAUUCGUUACGUUUUCAUUGGGAAGCCUUUAAAUCAGAGGCCUAGGUAUAGGUUUAUUCUCAUCGUUUCUAUGUUCUUAUCUAUAGUCAGUUCAUUCAACAUUCUAUUCACUGAGACCAUAGAUUCUUAUCUAUUGUGACUAAAUAUUUGAUGCAUCCUGCACCAUACGGACCUGCUUUUUUUGGCAUUGGUAUAACCAUGAAGUGGUGGAUCCGCGAGUUGUCUGCAAAUUCUGGAUUUUGGGUCGCGCAUUUCUCGAAACUAAAGAGAGCUAGUCGCAAGUUUGGAACCGAAUGUCAUCAGGGGACUAGAUAUCACAUUCUAUGUGUGUCUCUUAUUUAAAAGAAAAGCGUUUUGGCCUUUGGUACUAUCUUGAUGAAAGUGUAUGUGUCUAUUUCCAUCCCUUUUGAGACUAUUUAGAGGAAUAUAGGCUUGAUAAUGAUUGCCUAUGUGCUUGUUCAAAAGGUUUCCUGACGUACAGAAGACCAGGAGGAACAAAAUGUGCCUUAGAUCCUCAAGGGAGAUAGAUGGAAAAUCUUAGUCAUCCUGAAAAUUUUCAUCUUGUGCAUUGCGUACUUCUUUAAAUUGCACAAAGUGCUUAAAAAUCACCGGAUAGUGGGAUCUGUUUAGAAAUCUGCGGACAGAUUUGACCUCCUACGUAAAAGGACAUAGUUACUAAAUUGAUUAUUAGUGACAGAGAACCCAUCUUUGGAAUCAGACUUGACCUAUAUUGAAGGAAAACGCAUAUUUGGAAGCAGACUUGACUCCCGUUAAAAGAAAACCGCGUUUUCGGCCUUAUCUGAAGGAUUUUUGCUUUGUCUUCCACGUUUUACCCUUUUGGGCUUGUACGAUUUCUGUAAUCUUGUUAUGCAUCAUGUUACGCCAAGAAACUGAUUUUCAAGUUCCAUACCUAUGAGCCUCCUCUUGUGCAGAUUUUUUUUUCCUCGAGCAAGGAUUGCGAUAAUCCAAAAUAUCUUGUUAAUAAUUUUGAGCUGUCUGUUUAAUUAUUUUUCAAUAAUCUGUAUAUUCUGCCUCCUGUUACUAAGUUCCUGCAUUUUAUUUACAAAAUAAGGAUUUAUACAUAUCUGAAAUUACCUUUUUUAUUCAGAUACCAGAUCCUGGGUGUCUUUCUUUUAAUUCAACUAUGUAUUCUCGGUGUCAAAGGGCUGCGCCAGAGCAAUUUAUCUUCUAUUGCUAGUUCAGUUCAUCAGGCAUCACUGGGAGGUCGACAAUAUUCAACAGGUUAUCCAGUUGAUUUACAAAAUCUGGCAUGUUCCUCUAUUUAGUGUUAACUUAUAGUUAUACUAUAUGCAAUUCCAUGUUGUUGGAAGCUCCUGCUGAUGUUUGGAGUGGACUUACUGUGAUUAGUUCAAGCUGGUGCCAAGUUGACCAGUGUCUGACCUAGCGUUAUUACUUAUUUUAUCUAUAGGUAGAUUGCUUAGUCAUAAAACGUUUGUUUUCAUGUAUGGGACAAACCUGUAAACCUUUGAGCAUGGUGCUCCUUUUCCCCCUUCCUAAUCAACAUUAUAAUCCAUGAUCCACACAGGUGGAGGCCUCCCCAUUCUCAAUGAAGAUGGAAUUGCCAUCACAGGUUCAAAUGACAGCAGGGGUAGCUGGGCGGUUGAUUCCAUGCCUGCCUCGGAAGUAUGCUUCUUUCGUUGUGUCCACUAAUUUUGUUGUUAACUUUGGGUUACCUCUCAUGAUCUGUUGUUCUGUAUUCAACAAGAAUUUGUGUACUUAGCAAUGGAUGCUGCUCUUUUUUUCUCUUCUUUUUUUUCUCCAGUCACAAGCAUCAGUUGGUCUGAGCAAAUGUACCCUCUGCCUCGGUUCUCGUCAGCACCCAACUGCAACACCCUGUGGUCAUGUCUUCUGCUGGUACUCUAACCCCUCCUCUCUUUCCUCCUUUAGGAUAGGGUCCAUUUUUCUUUGAACUUUAAUGAUGAUUUCCCUGUUAAUGCUUCACAUUUUUGGCAAGUUUACCCAUAAAAGGAAUCAUAAACCUUCGGAAGGGAUUCAUGCAUCUAAGUUUCUUUUCAUCAAUCAUGAGGAAGGACCAUAGCAGAAAGUGGCAUAAAAACAAUAAUACAAAAAAAAAAUUGUGAUAUUUGAUGAUCUUCUCAUGUGGGAAUGAUAUGAGGACUCACCACACAAAUCUUUCAGCUGACGAUGGCUGGGAAUGGAACUGGAAAUCUGUUAAAUUCGAUCAUUCCUCAAGAAGAUGGAUUUUAUUCAACUUGGGGAAGUCAACGCUGGAAAUUGUCGCAGGAAUUAUAGGGCCCGGUUGGAUGCAAGUGAAUUAUAUGGGUGAUUUGCAUCGAUUUAAGGUUUAGGGAGCUCUGAAGAAUGGAGUUUACAGCUCAUGAUCUCUAAGGACCCUAUGACUUGGACGGGUUAACUCAUUCCACUAUUGAAAUUAUCCUUUUGUUUUUCUGUCGGGCGAGCAUCCCCAAUGCGCAUCGAUCUCUGUGGGGUCAUAUAGUGGCAGGUGAUUGGCAUGACGAUGAUUUGACCAGAGCAGAUAUUGGGCCGCAGAAGACACUUAUCUCAGCUUUUAUACUCUUUGUGGCAGUUUGUCUUAUAUCUAAAAGUUAGCAGUGAGAUAUUCUUGAUUUGGCUCUCUCUCUCUCUCUCUCGUGUUGCAGGAACUGCAUCAUGGAAUGGUGCAAUGAGAAGCCCGAAUGCCCACUCUGCCGCUCGCCAAUUGCUCACUCGACUCUAGUGUGCAUAUAUCAUUCGGACUUCUAG